Messenger RNA from Myodes glareolus (Bank vole), 1780 nucleotides. The record is from RefSeq and is a predicted model, not a curated record. NCBI's taxonomy places the organism in Eukaryota, Metazoa, Chordata, Mammalia, Rodentia, Cricetidae.
GUCGUUCGGGGGCGCGCGCAGCGGGCGCGCGGAGAUUGGCUACUUCGGUGGCCGCGCCUCAGGCCUGAGAGACUGCGCGAGCGAGCGGAGUGGGCGCGGAGGGUUCCCGCGGCUCCCUAGCUCCACAGGACUUGGCUUAACAGUGUGCUAGUAGUUUCUGCACAUGAUCGUCUAGAAUAUCAGAUGGAGAGGAGCCCAGGUAAUAAGAACAAAGCCCCACCCCCCAGCCCACAGAAGAUCACUGAAGUAGUCCUUGGUCUACUGAAAUUUUAAAAGAGAUAUAGCCAUUUGUCUUACACAAGAUACUUCAGUGAGAAGUGAGAGUGCUUCUGUAGAUAAGCAGCUGACUAUGAAUUCUGAGCAAAAUAUGCAUGAAUUAGGCAAUGAAGUCACAUCUGAGGACCUGGAGCCACCAGCGAGGAACUCCAGGAAUACACAGGCUAUGGGACCUUAUCCAGAUGAAGGGCCAUUUACAGAGUGCAGUAUUAUGGAAUAUGGAAAGAGUGAUAUGAAUUAUGAAUCUGAGACUUCUCGAGUUAUACCAGACUUAAAUAAAGAGACAUCAGUAGCAUAUCUUCAAAAAGAAUUGGAAAUUCUCAGAACAAGUAAUAAAAAGCUCCAAGAAAAAUUGACUAAAGAAGAUAAAGAAAAGAGAAAAUUAGAACUCAGGUUGGAACUCCAGGAGAAAGCCGCCGAGGCUGAAAUCGCUGAGCGGACAGCAGCUUUGGUGGAAGAAGUGUAUUUUGCACAGCGAGAACGUGAUGAAGCUAUGAUGUGCAGAUUGCAGCUAGCCCUUGAGGAGCGAGAUGAAGCAGUUGCACGUAUGAAGCAUAUGGAAAUGUCACUGAAAAUGCUAGAAAAUAUUAACCCUGAAGAAAAUGACAUGACAUUACAGGAAUUACUGAGCAGAAUAAACAAUGCAGACACUGGGAUAGCUAUUGAGAAGAAUGGAGCUCUAAUUGUGGAUAGAAUCUACAAGACCAAGGAGUGUAAAAGGAGAAUAACUGCAGAAGAGAUGAAGGCCGUGAUAGAGGAGCGCGAUGCAGCUUUGUCUCAGUGCAAACGGCUGCACCAGGAGCUUCAUCGUCUGAAAGAGCAGAAGCAGACUUCAGCAAACAACACGAGACACCCGACUGCUGAAAACAAUCAGGAACGUGCUCUGAAGGCAAAAUUGCUAUCGAUGCAGCAAGCCAGAGAAACUGCAGUUGAGCAGUACAAAAGGCUGGAGGAAGAAAUACAGACCUUACGGGUUUACUACAGUUUACACAAAUCAUUAUCUCAAGAAGAGAACUUGAAGGACCAGUUUAACCACGCCCUUAGUACCUAUGAAGAAGCCCUGAAAAACAGAGAGAGCGUUGUUUCCAUCACUCAACAGCAGAACGAAGAACUGGCCACCCAACUUGAGCAGGCUCUGACUCAGCAAGCAAGCAUGGAAUUACAGCUUCAGUGUGCUCUCGAGGUCUCCCAAGCAGCCAAUGAAAAAGUUCAGAAGUUAGAAAGGCUGGUGGAUGUCCUAAGGAAGAAGGUUGGAACAGGGGCCCUGAGGACAGUGAUCUGACUGAAAAACACCCAGUCUGGGGCAAGCAAUCACAUCUGGUGGCCAGGCUGCUUCAUUCAACACUGUGUAAACACUAAAAGCCUUAACUUAGCAAACAGUUGUUAGAAGUGGGACACUCCAACCACAUUCCAAGCUGAGAUAAAAUCAAAUCACAAAUGUUUAACCACUUUGCUGCUGACUUCAGUUAUUUAUCCAAAUAUAUUAACUACAGGCUUUUACCAA